AAACGAACGGCGCGCGCCCGGCUCGCCAGUCAUCGAGCGGCAGUCUUGGGAGAUGCUAUUGGAGAGAAACAAAAAAAUACUAACGCUAUCGUUCAUCUGACAUGCGCGUAGUUAUUUCUAAAUACUGACUAAAAACAAACGAACCAAUUGGAUUUCAGUGAUCGAACAAAGUGACAGUGCAGUGUUGACAUUAGAUCGGCUGCAAAUUCGCUUAUUCCGCGUAUGAUUUAACCGUUUGGUGCAGUGUUUAUGUUGGGUACGCGCCGCCCGUUUCGUCCGGCGUGCUGGAGGGACGUCGCCCUCGAGGAUUCCUAUUAGAGAUGAGGCGGCGAGGAGUGUUACGCGCGGCAGCGAGGUGAGGCAGCCGGAGCGGCAUGGACCAUGCGGUGAAGGCGAUGUCGGCGCGUGGGCCGCUGUCCCGGCUGGUGGCGCGGCGGCGGUUUGAGUCGGCCGAGCUGGAGGAGCUGUAUGCUCGCUAUGCGUGCAAGCUGCAGCGCACCUCCGUCGGCUCGGCGCUGGCUCUAUGGGCACUGCUCGCCGCCGCACUCGCCGCUGUCGAUGCCACUCGUGGUUGGCGGAGGGCACCACAGGUCGGCGUAUUGACUGCGCACGCACUACUAUGUAGCGGGUUAGCGUGGUGGUGUGGUCGUGCCGGCGUGGCGCCGGAGCGGCGGUUACCACGAGCUUGCUGGCUGGCACUGGCUGGCGGUGGCGUCGCCCUGGCCGCCACUCUGCCAGCAUGGAACACCGGUGCAGCAGCCGAGGGUGCCGCACACGUCGUAUGGGCUGUGUUCGCUGCCUAUGCUCUGCUACCGGUUGGCGCACCAGUCGCCGCGGCUUUUGGCAUCCUCCUACCCACAGCGCAUACGAUCGCGUCAGCACUUGUCGCAAACCGCUUCCCUUAUCAUGUUUGGCAGCAGAUGGUGGGCAACGUGGUGGUGUUCGUGUGUGUGAACGUGGUGGGCGCUCUGAUGCACUCGCUGAUGGAGACGGCGCAGCGGCGCGCCUUCCUCGACACCAGGAACUGCAUCGCUGCCAGGCUCGACAUGGAAGACGAGAAUGAGAAACUGGAACGAUUGCUGUUGUCGGUGCUCCCACAACAUGUGGCCAUGGAAAUGAAAAACGAUAUCAUUUCGCCGGUCGAGGGCCAGUUCCAUAAGAUCUACAUUCAGAAGCAUGAACAAGUCAGUAUCCUGUUCGCCGAUAUAGUGGGCUUUACGGUGCUCGCGUCGCAGUGCAGCGCCCAGGAACUGGUGCGGCUACUCAACGAACUAUUUGGACGAUUCGAUCAACUCGCCAAUGAUAACCACUGUCUCCGAAUCAAGAUCCUCGGCGACUGUUACUACUGCGUGUCCGGAUUGCCUGAACCUCGGUCUGAUCAUGGAAGGUGCACCGUCGAGAUGGGACUCGACAUGAUCGAUGCUAUUGCAUCGGUGGUGGAAGCAACAGACGUCCAACUGAACAUGCGCGUGGGCAUCCAUACUGGACGAGUGCUGUGCGGUGUGCUGGGCCUGCGCAAGUGGCAGUACGAUGUCUGGUCCAAUGACGUCACACUCGCCAACAACAUGGAGGCUGGAGGCGAACCGGGACGAGUGCACAUAACACAGGCGACGCUCGAGUGCCUCGGCGGGGCUUACGAGGUGGAGCCGGGUCACGGCGGCAGUCGCAACGCGUACCUUCGGGACCACUCCGUGCAGACUUACUUCAUCAUUCCGCCGCCAAGACGGAGAAAAAUGUGCCUAUCAGCGGGUGUGGGCCUUGGUUCGGCUUCGCGCCGGAAACUUUCCUUCAAGAACGUGUCCAACGUGGUGGUGCAGCUGCUGCACUCCAUCAAGUUCAACGUGGACGUGCCGUUCUCGAACAUGGCCGCCUCCCCCCAGGAGCUCAAGGCCAAUGCGGCUAGGAAGGUGCUGGACCUGCGGCGCGCGCUGCACGCGGAGCCGGGCUCCGCGGAGGCGCUGCGGCUGGCCGCGCUGCGCCCCGAAGACGUGAGAGACGCCAUGCGCGCCCCCGCGCCCCCCGGCGCCCCCGCCCCCGCCUCCGCCCCGCACCAGCACACGUUCGACGCCGUCAUGCAGCACCACGCCCUCCGCACGCACGCCGUCGACGACACCCCCGCACAUAUAUUCCGCCCCUGGACAUUAGUUCCACAACAAAUACCCGCUGAAACAAAUAAAGUGACGGAGAAGUUUAAGCGUCCGUUGAAAAAGCGCCACUCGUCUGUGUACCAUCAGCCCACGAACCGCGUGAACAAGUACUUGGCGCAGGCCAUCGACGCGCGCUCCGUGCACCGCGAGAAGGCCACACACGUACACCUGCUCACGCUCUGCUUCAAGGAUGCCGACAAGGAAGCUCAGUACCGAGCAUCAACAGACGGCGGUUGGGCGGGAUCCCUGUCCGCUGCGCUAUGUGCCUUAGUAGCGGCUGGAGCCUUGCAAGCAUCCAUACUACCACAAACCUAUAUACUCCUCAUUCUCUUCGUGACGGCCUUCGCCUGGUCUGCAGCAGUACUGGCCCUGACCCUGGCUGCGAGGCUGAGGCUCAUACCCUGCGAUGUGUCCCGCCCAUUCACUCUGAGAAACGCCAUUACGACGUUCACUAUUGUGCUUGGUUAUGCUGUUGGACAAGUUAAUGUGGUAACAUGCGAACACAUAGAACUAUGCAGAAAUCUAACUGGCAACACGACGAGUAUGGCCGAAGUGCUUACAAUGCGAGGCGAUGUUGCCGCUCAGCUAUGGUCGAGUCGGACGGAACAUCUUGCUUGCCCAGUACCACUAUACAUUACAUUGGGUUGUUGCCUCAGUAUGCUGGUGGUAGCUGUCUUCCUAAGGCUCCCGAUCCUGGUGAAAGGGAUCCUAUUGGCUGUGAUGACGGCCGGCUACAUGGGUGUUAUUCUUGGCUUCCAUAAGGCACUGUUCGACUGCUACGAUUUGAUGAUUGAUUCAGGCCUGGUGGGGUCUGCUUAUGUGGCCAGUGCGUGGACGGUGGCGUUGGCUCUGGCGGUGUUACUGCACGCCAGGCAGACUGAGUGGACGGCCAGGUUGGACUUCCUUUGGCAGGCACAGGCUCGGGACGAAAAGAGGGAUAUGGAUGCUUUGCAGGCAUCGAACAGGAGGAUCCUCUUCAACCUGCUCCCAGCGCACGUGGCAACGCAUUUCUUGGACAAUCAGUUUAGAACGAACAUGGACUUGUACCACCAGUCGUACCAGCGCGUGGGGGUGGUGUUCGCGUCCAUCACCAACUACCACGAGUUCUACAUGGAGCUCGACGGGAACAACCAGGGCAUGGAGUGUCUGCGGCUGCUCAACGAGAUUAUUGCUGAUUUUGAUGAGCUCUUGGGUGAAGAUCGUUUCGGUGCAAUAGACAAGAUCAAGACGGUUGGUUCUACGUACAUGGCGGCAGUGGGUUUGAUUCCCGACAGGAAGAUGACGGACGAGCCGAGCACACGCAAGCACAUGGCCACCCUCGUCGAGUUCGUGUUCGCCAUGCGGGACAAACUGAAGGACAUCAACGAUAACUCAUACAACAACUUCAUGCUGCGAGUCGGUAUAAACGUUGGUCCCGUAGUAGCCGGUGUCAUAGGAGCGCGGAAACCGCAGUACGAUAUCUGGGGUAACACCGUUAAUGUAGCAUCUCGCAUGGAUUCCACCGGCCUGCCCAAUCACACGCAAGUCACCGAGGAGGUGUACCAAGUCCUGAAGGACAUGCCGUACCAGUUCGUCUGCAGAGGCAAGGUCAAAGUAAAGGGCAAGGGAGAAAUGACCACCUACUUCCUCACUGACAGAGCGCCAGCCAACGGUACCGUGCAGAGUACGUCGAAUGGUCCCACGAAUAACCCUCCAACUGCAUACGGUGGUGUCGCUACCCCACUUGCCAUGCUACAAAAUUCUGCGAGAAGAGCGGCUGCACAACCAUCAAGAUUACCACCUCUGAGAGAAUCCUCGGUUGCUGGAGAGAAUGAACCGCUUCUGCCGCCUUCUAAUGGGCAUCAGAGUAAUGGCAAUAAUAAAGGCAGCAAGGGUCGCAGGAACAAGGAGAACGGAGACAGUCCCCCACCUCCCCCACCGCACGGCACGGGCCACGUGGCGGGGCACGGCAGCGUGGGCCCGCGCUGGCCGCCGCCGCGCGCGCUGGUGGCGCCGUGGCCGCGGCCGGCGGAGACCCGGCCCGCGCCCCACAAGCGGCGCGGCCCGGCCCGCCUGCCGCGCCCGCGCUCCAGCGAGAGCCUGCCGCUGGCUCGCUCCCCGCGCGUGCACUCCUCCGCCGACGAGCUCAGCUCCCUCACUCGCUCGCCCAGCCUCAGCUCCUCCGACGAGAGCUACUCCCGCACCACCGACGCCUCGCCUUCACCCCCGCGCCCCUCUCAAUGGAUCCCCCCAACCAGACCCCAGCGCGCUAACCCGAGCCCCGCGUACGACUACCCACCCGUGCGCCCUAGCAAGCCCACCGUCAACCACAUCAACGAUAUAUAUGCCAAACAUAAAAUAGCCAGGAAACCGUCUCUCGAAGAUAAGUUCCUCGAUGGAAGUGUCGACUUCCAAAAAGAAGAAGAAAAGUUGCAGAGAAGCAUCAUUAAUAUGAUCCAAGCUUCUGCAAAGCGCGAUGGUUGCUGUCAAACUGACAAGAAAGAUGUGGUCACUCGACUGGGUCAGCGAGCAGAUUCAUUUUCGAGUUCAGGGAGCCGACCGACCAACUUGAAACAUCUGAAUCACGAUGGACGGGAACCUUUUGCGAAGCGAAGUCCAUCAGACGUGGCGUGCGUACCGCCUUUCGAACGGGAGAUCCAACGACUGCUCGAUGAUAAAAAUCUUAUCAAAAUAAACCCGCCCAAGUCAGAACGGAAGGAACUGAAAUUGGAAUUAAGGGGCGCGAAUCCAUCUCUGGAGCCGAUGCGCAACUGCAACAACAACAACAACAGCAGCCCGCUGCACGCGGUGGGCCUGGCCGCCAUCACGCAGGUGGUGCGCAACGAGGCCAGCAGCCCCGCCAGGCCGCAGGAGUUCCCCGGGGUGCUGCCCACCGACGUCGUCGUGGAACUGCCGUCACCCAACCACGAGCGACAUAGACCCAGCCCACCGUGCGAAAGGAAACCUGAUCCCAUUGCUAUUCGGGAAAAGGAGAGAGAAAAAGAAGUUCAGGAGAGACUGCACCACCGAGUGGCCGCUUCUCAUCAUAGAGAAAUGGGUAUAUACGGGGAGAGUCAAUCCGAGUGGAGCUCGUCGUGCUCGGAGGGCGAGGGCGACGGGGAGGGCGGGCAGCCCGAGAGUACUGGGUACACGACGGACGACCCCGCGCUGGAGAACGUGUCCAUGCUGAACGAGGCCGGGCUCACGGACGCGGAGGCGGCACUGAGUGACGUCAACUCAUGCUACUUCGACCGCGACGACGACGUGUCGUCCCGCGCCUCGUCCCGCCUGCUGGACUCGGAGGCGCUGGUGUCGCUGGAGUCGCUGAGCGCCAUCUACGACUCGGACGAGCCGGCGCACCGGUACCUCGCGAACAUUCGCACCGUCAGCGAGUCUAUCACGAGAAAUUUUGGACAGCCCGCGCACGUCACCGACGGCGAGAGUGACGUGUAGUGAUACUGUGAUAUGUCGCGAGUUGUGAUAACGUCCGAUUUUGUUUAAUCGACUGUGUUUCGUGUACAUUUCGACUGUUUCUCUUGUGUACUGCCUUUGGUCAAUUGUGAUAACGAAAAUCUCAAAUUAUUGAACUGUCAUGACAGAGACUUCGACGUAUUUGAUUUGGGACAUUUAACGGAGGAACAGUUUGGCUCUCUAUUGCAAAGAAAUAAAUACUCAAAACGUUUUGUUCCCCGCUGUUUGUUUCCGUAGACGCGUUGCUCCGGCUCGUACAGACGGAGCGUAUAGUUUUCGCGUAUGCGGACAUAAUUGUUUUAUCAUAAUUGCUGACGUGCCUGUACUUUGAUGAUUUUGUACUAUGUAAAUUGUGUCAAUAUGUACCUAUUAAUGUUACACUGUAUGAUAUUCAUGUACAGCUGAAUGUGCCAUGUGAUGGCGUGAUGCAUCAUCUGUAGGAGAAUGCGAUGAUCUCUACAAUUAUAAGGUGCUCUGACUUAGAAUUAUUUAUGGUUUGUCUUGUGAUAACGGUAUAGGAAUUCGAAUUUGAGCGACCAAUCUCUGUUAAUGUCAGUGUUCUAGAGUAAGGGCUGGUCCCUGUCCUGCGGAGACUUGUGAAGUGGUGUCAACUAACUAUACGUAAGUACGUAAGAUUAAUGCAUUUCAACCUAUCUAUAGAGUAAACAUUGUUACCACAGCUGGAUGAUUAUGCUUUGUAGUCUUCAUUUAUCUGCCGUAUGUAUCUCAUAUUGAAUUCAAGUCUACGUAAACCAAUACAUGAAUUAAAACUUCUAUUUUCACAACCAUUGUUAGAAGAAAACUAAAUCCUUUUGGCAUUUUCUUUCCGUAAUCUAGUCACGUAUGAUUUUCUAAAGUUUGGUCGUAACUUCGUUAAAAUAUAGUGCCAUUAUCGGACCCUGUUUCUUGUAUACUUUAUUCACUUGAGUUCGAUAACAAGGAGAGGUAAUAUCACGUAGUUCUUAACAACUUAACUGUCCAAUGAGUCACAUAUGAGUCACGGAGAACUUUUGGAAUAAGUUCAAGAGUCACAGGUGACUCAUUUCUUUAUACAACUUUGGCACAUACUUUUGUUAUGAGCGUGAAGUAAUAUUAUAAUUAUAAUUACGUGAACGUAUCGCAAAAAACCUAACCUACAUGAUAACAAAAUAAAAUUUCGCAAAUUUUUGUAUCUUUGGUAUCAGGUCAAAAAAGAAUAGCCGAUGGUCGUAGGGUAGUGGUAAUUUGUAUUGUAUAGGGACAGUGAAGUUGUUAAGAAAUCAGCCGUGACACUCUAAAGUACAACCAACAUAUAAACACCACUAGCGAAUAUUUGUUGUAGAAUAUUCUCUGUAUUAAUAAAUAUCAAUUAUUUUGUAUUAUUUAAAUGUAAUAUAAGUUUGUGUCAAUUUGAUGUAAUUAUAUUAUUUUAGAAUAAACUCUAAUAGUUAUUUGAAUAUAUAUUUCUCAUCUGAGGUACACAGAAUCUGAUUGUAAGUAUAUAAUAUAUAUGGUGGUACAUUAUGCGUCGCAAUUGCUGCAUUAUAUGAUUUAAAAUGUACUUAAUUUGGAAACCGAUCCACAGAGUUAUGUUCUGAACAUUUUGGAGCAAUUUGAUUUUUUUGUAUAAAUAUUUGAGGUAUGUACUUACAGUUUAUAUUAAAAUUUGUUCCCGGUUAGAUUAGCUCGCGCUUCUAGUAUUAUAAUUAACAUCACAAUUUUGAAAUAUAAUUUUGGGCUGCUUUAACUGGUUGAGAGAUGUUAAUGUCUGAGACUUGUAUAUAGGACGAGCACGGUAUAGUGCGUCAGUGAGAUCUAGAGAUUGUUAAUCUUUGUAAAUAUUGUUAAUCACCUGUCAAGUGCUAUUCUACAUACCUAUACCUAAGUAUACCACGCUGUGAAAAUAUAUUAUUUUUUGAAGGAAUUCUCUUAUUUGCUAUUUUUAUUCUCAGUAUUUGAAUUUAAUGUUUUCUCAUGUUGAUGUAUGUACACAUAGUGCCAAACUAUUUUUAUGUGUAUGCUUAUACAGUAUGAAUUAUUUGUUUGACACUUGUAUAAUGUUGUUUUUUUUAUAUAAAUAAAACGUUACUAUUUCUCGAUAUAAAUGCAGACUAAAUUUGACAAAAUAGAUCUGACUUAUAGUAAUACUUUGUAGGCGAGUAGUUGAAGAAUAUUUUGAAUCUUUUUUGGAUAUACUCAUUGAUGAAUUGCUGCAUUUUUUUAUUAUGUGUAGUAAUUCAAUGUAUCGAACAGUCACAUUAUAAUUGAUAAAAAUUUAGAAUACGAAUACGAAAAUGUCUUAGACUUGCUGAGUUAUUCACAUUAAUGCUGUUUAUAAAGAAAACUGUGUACCUGGCACGAUGACUUUAUGAGCACGAAAUAAAUCCUUUUUGUUUAUAAAGCUUUAAUGUGAAUGCCAGCUUGGAGACCUGCCUGCAUAUUAUUCUCAUAGAAAUUGUCAGUAUCAUUUGAUUAGGGUACUUAAAUUGCGCCUUAUGUAGCAAGUGUAUUGUGUAUUUUAUUUAUUUAAAUUCAAUUACCUAAGCAAUAUUAAUUACUUAUUACAAAUUAAAAGUGGUUUACAUCA
Spodoptera frugiperda (fall armyworm) is the source of this 8163-nucleotide messenger RNA. RefSeq names its product Ca(2+)/calmodulin-responsive adenylate cyclase. Lineage: Eukaryota; Metazoa; Arthropoda; Insecta; Lepidoptera; Noctuidae. Gene Ontology annotation, biological process: intracellular signal transduction; cAMP biosynthetic process; adenylate cyclase-activating G protein-coupled receptor signaling pathway. The record is from RefSeq and is a predicted model, not a curated record. The coding region runs from base 375 to 5579 and encodes 1734 amino acids. The transcript is spliced from 23 exons. Gene Ontology annotation, molecular function: adenylate cyclase activity. Gene Ontology annotation, cellular component: plasma membrane.